GCCGGGGAGUGCGCAUGCUCGCGCCGCGCUGCGCGUCUUCGCUCGCGAGUCCCAGUACGCAGGUACAAACACGGAGCCGCGUAUCGCGACGUACGUCGGUCGGUCAGAGUCGAAAAUCGCGAAGCCGUCCGGUCGGAGUUCCGCAAGCGACUCGCCAAGGUCGUUGGAAAAGUGCGGGCGACCCUCGGCCAAUGGCGCGGCCGGUCGGCGCGCGAGCGCCGCGCUGAUUGGCCGGCCAAGGGCGGAAGCGCGGGAGGGGAGGCGCGGGAGUCCCGCGGUGAAAAGAGAAAGGAGGCAGCCGGCGGCGAAGAGCGGACGAAGAAGGAGAACCGGAGGGAGCCGAGGAACGCGGAGGAGCGCGAAACCCGAGAUCGAGGAACGAGGAAGCGGACCGAGAGAGAGAGACUGGCGACCGUGCGCCGCGAGGAGUGCCGAUCGAUAGCGAGGCGGUCGCCUAGUAGCGGCCGCCGCGGCGAACCUAACCUACAAGCGCUUCGAUUGGAUCCCCCUGGCUUAUCGACCCGGCAACCUAACCUGCGUCGCCUGACCGCGUGCCGCCGCAAGGAAGCCCCCGCACCGCUGCACAUACCAGAAGAAUCUUAACCUACAAACCCCACUCACUGAGUGUUUAGACGAAAUACAAAAACUCGCGGAUUUUCGAGAUCCUUCUCGACCGCGUGCCGCCGCAAGGCCCCCACUCCGCUGCACAUACCAGAAUAAUCUUAACCUACAAACCCCACUCAUUGAGUGUUUAGACGAAAUACAAAAACUCGCGGAUUUUCGAGAUUCUUCUCGACCGCGACGCCGGCCGCCGCUCCCGGAAACCGUUGUCGCGAAAACGCGCGCCGAAAACCUCGGGGAAGAGGAGCCGCGCGUUUAUUUUUAGCGGUGGCUCGGCGUGAAAUCGCGUCGCGAGAACCGGUUCCGAGUCCUCCGCGGGGAGGCGCACGAACUCGGGCUGGAAUACGAGGGCGGGGAGCGGAGGUGAAAGGACGAGGAACGCGAAGUCGGCCGCGGACGUAGGGGGAGGCCGGACCGCGUGGGACCACCGUCGCGACGCUUGGAAUUUACUACCGGCCUCUCUGUACGGAACCGCCGCCUAUGCUCGCCGGGUUCGUCUUUUCGACGGUGCCGAAUACGAUUUUUCGACGACUACCGGCGCGUCCGGAAUGCCAAGCCGACGUCCUCGAAGGACGCUCAACGAGGGAACUCCAUGGUAAGUCUUGGGUGAUUUGCGACACCGAUGAGUCCGCGUGACGCAAAUCCCCAUGACCGUGCCUUCCGACGAACAAGGGGACCGACCUAACCUCUACGCGCCGAUUUUCUUCGUUCGGGUGGAGAGGAAGCUCCGGAGGAAUGGACGGUAACAAGAGGAAUGCUGACUGAAAAGGACCCUGCCGAUGCCCGGGUGUCGACGCGGCAUUGACUUUCUCGAUGUCGUAAACACCCAUGACGCGGACGGCGAUGCGCUGGGAGGAAAAGUACACCAGGGUCGCCGGUCUCGUCGAAGACGUCGGCGCAGUGCGCGAGUGAGCCCAGCCUAGAGGGAGCGCAGGUUCCUGGUGAAGUCGGCGAGGGAUCUUUCCGGAAUGUUGGAGCGACACCGGUAAGCAUCGCUGCGGUGUAAACUACGAGGGAAUUUCUGGAUACAUCCAGCGAGGGAAUUUCUGGAUACAUCCAGCGAGGGAAUUUCUGGAUACACCCAGGAAGGAAAUUUCUGCACACACCCAACGAGGGAUGUCCUCCAACGCCACAUCUAUUAGAAGUAAUCUUGACCUGGCGGAGGUUACCCGAUCGACUUAAAAAUCGACGCGGGGAAUCUCGACUGGAUAAGAGCAACUAGGAUAAGCGACUCGAGGAAAGCGAUCGAUUCGUCAAGGUCGACUCGCUUUCCACGAUAACGAGGGAAAGUCGGAUAGACGAUCGAUAUCCUCGGGUGUCGAGUACUCGCUGGCAUGUGUCGAGACCUCGACGUAGAGGCCCAUUGCUGGCGAGCGACUUGAUACCUGCGACCACGAGUACCUGCAGGCUCAGGUGCCCCCGAUGCACCUGCAGAGGGUACCGGGGACUGGCAGGAAGAGUCAUGAGGCGCCCCGGGUGAGGUCCUGGAAUUGUCCUGGAUACCAGGCAGGAGGGCCCUCCCUGGGGCCUCUACGCUGCCUCGGCUAGCGAGUGACGACUUGCCGUGCCACGGCAUGAAGAAUGGCCGAUUCGAGCUCUCGUCAAGGUGUGCGCGCCGUCGUCGAGACGCCCGCCGACGCUCGGAGGUCCGAGAGGCGCGCCCUUGCAGCGCGUGGAGCCGCUGGGGCCCUCGCCCUCGGCGUCGUCGCUCUCGUCCUCCAGGCUGCUGCUACUGCCACCCCAUCCUGGGGGUACUAUCGCAAUCCUGACGCUGGGCCAGGAGCGGAAAAUGGCUACUUCGGUCCUUGGAGGCAGUGCAAACUUCUUCUUUACGGUCGAGAGAGAUGCGGCCACGACGUCUCCCGAUUCGAGCCAGUUCUGGCCGUCUGGGUGGCGGGCCUGGCCGCGGCCGGAGCUUCCGUCCUACUCGCCGGCUUCGUGGGCCUCACCGUCCUCCAGCUCGCCAUGGCGUCCUCGGCGAAAAGGAUGUUCAUGUCUUACGGAGCUGCGCUCAUCGGAAAGGUCGCCAUGGCCACGCUGGCGACGUCGCUGGCUAUUGUGGCCUCCAGCCUGUUCGCCUUGCAGACGGACGACAGAGCCAACAGCUACAUCGUCAGGAGGGGCGAAGGGUUCUACAUGCAGCUCGCGGCGAUAGCACUGAACUUCAGUGUUCUGGUUGCAGCCAUUUACGAGGGCAUUUACGCGAGGCGAGGAGGCGACCCGACGAGGCUCAGGGAAGUUCCCGAUUCGCGAGCGGCGACCAUAAACAACCCCGGAUAUCGGGAACAUCGGCACCCCACCAACGGAGGAAACAUUUCCAUGACGGACUCCAGCGGUAAGCCUUACGCCGGCGGCGCCGGAAACGGGUCCAUGGCGUCGGUCGCGACUUCCGGGAGCGUCGCGAGCACGGCAUCGCCCCUGAGGAGUUCCCUGAAGAAGCCGAAACCCCUCGGCAUCCACAAUCCCGGGUUUUCGGCACACAGUCCGACCCUCUCGAGGAAUGGCUCCCAGAAAAAGGUCCGCAUUCAGACGCACUCGACGGAGGUUUGAAGACCCCGAAGAGGUCCCUGAAGAGUCUCUCCUUCUGCCUCUGGCGAUAAUCGGUAGGGCUAAUCGAGGUCGCCUCGAGUCUGGAAGACAUGUGCGACCAUGUGAUAUCAUUUCACAAGGUAAUUCUUCUUUUUUCUUUUUCUUUCUCUUCCUCUUCUCGCCACUUUUAGCGGACCAAAAGUCGUCGUUGUGGUGAUCGUAAAACUCAGAACUUAUCGAAAAUGCCCGACAAUAAGAAAAGAGGAGAAUCGCUCCUCUUGAGAUUUCCGUCCCGAUGAGAAGCGAAUCUCUCGACUUUUAUGACGUCAAUUGUUGUGUUCUAAUUUUAUUUCUCCAUUUUUCGUUUUAUUUCAUCCUCGGCGAUGGCCGGGGACGACAAAGGACGAACUGGACGCAGACCUCACAUUCGAUGGGUACUUUUAACUAAGACGAAUUUUUUACUCUCAACCCCUCGAUUGGAGAGAAAAAAAAUCCCCCAAAUAUUCACACGUUUGGUAAAUAAUUCCCGAUGUAAUUUCCAAUUGUCGCCGACAUGUCGUACGCCAUUUUGAAAGAAUUCAUCGAACGCCAAACGAGGUCCGUGUCUGCCGGGAAAAGUAAUACUUAUUAAGAUAGGAAAAGUGUAUCCGUCCAGCCCUCGUAGGCAGCUAGCCGUGAAACGGCGAACAGAGAGCUAUAUAUGUAUAUUAUACACGAUUAUAAAUAUAUAUAUAUACAAAUACAUUGAUAUAAAGAUAUUUAUAUUUUUACUAAUUGUUAUAGCUCGUAGAGACGCGCGAAAAAGAAACGAGCGGAACGUUUUCUUGAGUCCGUCCUUACUCCCUUUUCUUUUCUUUUUUUUUUAACGGAGUUUUAUUAUCCUCGUUGCUUUUGACAUUGUUAUUAUCAUGCGACCGCCGGUGUAUCGCUUAAAAGGUUUUUUUUUUUAAAUGUUUGGAAUUGUUUCGAUCAUUAUUUUCGCCGAGACGUUGUCGUUGACUUCGGACUUCUCAAGUCUCGUUUUCUUCCUUCUCUUUUUGACUUGGUAGUAUUUAUCCCGUAGCUGUUCUUUUCGUAUGAUUUCUCGAAAUUAUGAGUAAAAUUGACAAAUAUCUUUCCUAGCUGUAAGCACCCUAUUUAUUUCGUCGCGCACCUUAAUGUCGGUGAUUACAGUUACGACGUAACGAGCGUGGUGUACUCGUUCGUGUGGAAGGGCCCAUUUCGGUUUUUUACUGACUGGAAGUAACUCGGCCGAAGGUUUCCUUGAAAAGGAAAAUCGUCUUGGAAAGGACGCACCUCCUUUGCAAUGACCGAUCUUCGAACGACGCGAGUCCUGGAAAAAAAAAAUGAAAAACGUUCACCGACGGCUGGAAAAAAUUAAAGAAAUUAUAAACAUCAAAAUUCGACAUUUUUAAUUUCAACCUACCAAACAUCUGGAUGUAAAAUUGAGGAGACUACAACUAGGAAAAGAUCGACGACGGGGUAAUAAAAUUCUUCCGUCAGAGGGAAAAUAAUUAUCAGAGGGUUGAAUUAUGGAAUUUUUGUUUUCCUUUUUAUCAUCUUUUGUCGUAUCGAGCGGUUUAACUCGGGACUGAAUAAUUUGAAGGUUACUUCGGGGAACCAUUUUGAUGAAUAUCGACCCCGGAAUUACUGGCCUUGAGGGGUCAGGGGUCGUAUUAAUCUCGGGGGUGAAUUUCGCGGAGUCCUUUGAGGAAAAAUUGCGCAUUGAAAUUGGCCGAUAAAGGAAAUGGGCUUUAUCCUCGGAAUAAACUUAUCCGGGGGAAAUUAUUCUCCCUUCGCGUAAAUCCAUCCAAGUCGUAGAUAAAUCCUCCACGUUCCAAUAAAAGAGCGCGUUCAUCGGAAUUACUUUAAACCCCGAAGACGAGACGCGUUUCUGGAGAACUUCGUUUUUUCCAAGAUGGCGGCCACGCGGUUUCAUCCAUAGCAAUUUUAAAGCGCUCCGAUAUCGCUCAGAAGUCGAUACCUGGGCUCGAAAGUAAUGAAGAAGAAGCACCGAGGACCUUAAGCUUUGUACGCUUGUGUAGCGAGUAUGUAAAUGGCUGUGCGUGCGUAUGAUGUACGUAUAUACGUGCAGUACCGCUCAUACAUAUCGAGACGCUCGGUGAAAUUCCUGAAUUUCAAGAAUGUAUAAAGAACACGAAACUAUGAAAUAAAUUACCGUUACCAGAAAGGCUCGGUAAAGUAAUAAAUACGUAUUAAAUAAAUUCCUUAAUAGAUUAAUGAGUAGUUAAAAAAAAAGGCAAAAAGUGUCAUAGCCCCCUUACGUACCGAAAUUGUAUGAGCGGUAAUGGACGUACACAUGGCGGAUCACGAGAAAUCCUGUAAAUAAUCCUGUAAAUCUCAUUUUUAUCCGCAAAACGAGCAUUAACGAAUCGGCAGCCAAGUAAGUCCGUUGUUUAAUAGAGAAGUUUAUAAGUGCGAGAUUGUACCGGAGUAAGUGCGCGAGGUUGAAGAAUAAAUUGAUCGAGCAAUA
Orussus abietinus is the source of this 5644-nucleotide messenger RNA. RefSeq lists its product as uncharacterized. The transcript has 6 exons. Bases 2203 to 3171 code for a protein of 322 amino acids. The record is from RefSeq and is a predicted model, not a curated record. Lineage: Eukaryota; Metazoa; Arthropoda; Insecta; Hymenoptera; Orussidae.